This is a messenger RNA of Dreissena polymorpha, 7291 nucleotides long. RefSeq names its product protocadherin Fat 4-like. The coding region runs from base 141 to 5582 and encodes 1813 amino acids. The record is from RefSeq and is a predicted model, not a curated record. The transcript is spliced from 40 exons. Gene Ontology annotation, biological process: cell morphogenesis; adherens junction organization; calcium-dependent cell-cell adhesion. NCBI's taxonomy places the organism in Eukaryota, Metazoa, Mollusca, Bivalvia, Myida, Dreissenidae. Gene Ontology annotation, molecular function: cadherin binding; calcium ion binding. Gene Ontology annotation, cellular component: adherens junction; plasma membrane; catenin complex.
UAAAAAUAGAUUUGUACAUAUUAUAUACAGUGUACUUUCGGAUAGGGUGUAGUGCUUCUUUUAGUCGGACCUCGGAUUUUUGAAAAUUUUACACCAGUGGGGUGCAAUUUAGUAUAAGCCAGGUCUUGAAAAUUACAGGAAUGGAGAACAUGGUUCAACUCUUCUUCCUGAUAUGCCUAGUCAUAUGUGUUGCUGGACAAGUGGACAGGUUCAUCUGGGUCAAUUCCAUGAACCAGUUCUCACUUGAUGAGAGCCAGCCUGAAGAAACAAAGGUUUACACACUGAGAGCCACAUAUGACGGCUCCGACAACAACAUGGAGUACGGGUUCAACACGAAGCAGGCCGCAGAUAACAGCCUGUCCCAGGAGUCCACGUAUUUCCGUAUCAACAAGGACAGUGGAGAGGUCUUUACAAAGGGGAUCCUGGAUUAUGAGAAUGCCAACAUCAAGCAAAAUGGUGUCCAACUGCAGUUGAUUGCCAGGUUGAAAACUGACCCAACCCAGUUUCGUAAGCAAGUGUCCACUGUUAUCGUCAGAAACACAAAUGAUGAAAAGCCACAGUUUGUCAAUGGGUCAAUGAUUGUGAAAAUUGAGGAGAACAGGGAGAUUUUAAAUAGCGGUGGUCUACGUUUGAUCCCAAACAUCAAGGUUGUAGAUGUUGACAACAUUUUAGAGUCCGGAACGAACAAGAUUGAUGCCACUGUAAACAACUGCAAAGUCGGAUCAAACCUCAUUCAAUGUGAUAGAAUCUUCACUCUGAGGCUGGUUGGCAACCCGACCUCCAUCGACGCCUUCUACGAUUUCUACGUGCUCACAAAAAUUGAUUUCGAACAAUAUGACGAGUUUCAAGUCCAGCUUGUAGCAACUGAUGGUAAAAACAACGGCACAAUUUCUGUGAUUGUUGAUGUGACAGAUCUACAGGACACGCCUCCAAAGUGGAUUGACCUGCCUGCUAAAUCACAGACACAAGACGGGACAGGAACGAAUCAGAUGCGCAUCUCCAUUCUUGCGCGAGACCAGGAUCUGAGUACUAUCGGAGGCGAACGACCAAUCUUCUACGCCCUCGAGCCUGGUCAAACUGUCCGUGGCAUAGCAGUGGACCGUGUAUUUGAAAUUCAACAGAACAACUCUAUCUACCCUGCUACUAUUACAAACAAAGUCCCCAUCGACCUUGAGGAUGAUGUUCUGUUCAAAAACUACGCAACAAAGGAGGUCAGGGUCAACUGGCCACUGAGAGUCCAAGCAUGUGAAAUUACUUCUUCAAACCCUUUGGUAAUCGGAUCAACAUUCAAUGAAUGUACAGAAUACGGUACAACCGUUAUUCUGAUAGCGGACAUUAACGACAACGGCCCCAAGUUUGAUCAAGAUCAAUAUGUGUAUCGUAUCUAUGAGGAUGCACCCAAUGGCCUGAUAUUGGAUGAUCCUCGUAUCAUCAUUACGGACAAUGAUACGGAUAUUUAUGCGAACUAUAAAAGUGUGCUUGUGAAUCCAAGCCUGGAGUUCAAUGUUUCUGGAGCAGAUCGCAAUCCGGCCAUUACUGUAUUGAACACCAGCCUUAUUGACUAUGACUCUGGAAAAAUACUGUAUCAGCUUACGUUGCGUACCUCCGACGUUUUGAACCCACUCCUGUUUGACCUCGCACCAAUCACCAUUCACAUUCUCGAUGUGAAUGACAACUUUCCUGCCUUUGGCCAGCCUAACGGGUAUAAAGCAAUCAUCCCUGAGAACUCCCCGGAGGGGACCAACGUCAUCAGAAUCACAGCUACGGAUCGUGAUUCGGGCAUGAUGGGGACAGCUGGUCUAAAAUAUGGCCUGACAGGAUCGUACAGUUCCCUAUUCAAGAUAGACGAACUGACUGGUCAGGUCACUGUGGCAUACUGUGACACGCCUGGUAAAAACCCGUGUCUUGACUACGACAUCUUGCCACGUCUGUACCCCUUAGAUGUGAUUGUGUCCGACAUGCAGGGAAAUCCCAAUGGCAAACAGAGCACGGUUUUCCUGGAGGUUCAGGUCACAGACGUGAAUGAUAACCCGCCAACUGUCGGGAACUACAGGCGUGGAAUAUUUGAAGACAAGACCCAGUUUGAACCACCAUUGAUAGUUAUUGGUACCGACAUUGACACCCCUAGCCUGCGCUACUCCAUUCAGUCUCAAGCCCCUGGCACGUUCUGGCGUAUUGAUCCCGUCAGAGGCGAAAUCAGUGUGAAUAAGAAUGGCCAAGGUAUAAAGUUCAAUGACGGGGACACAUCUGGAAGUUUUGUGGUUUUUGUGUCGGUCACUGAUGGUGUAAACCCGCCUGCCCAGUCAAGAGUUGACAUCAAUGUGAUUGACAUCAACGACAAUGCUCCAGUGUUUUUGCCAGACCUGUAUGAGAAACCCAUCCCUGAAACGACACCCGGAGGUACUAGCAUUUUGGAGCUAUCUGCUACUGAUACUGAUGAUCCAACCAGUGACAAUGGAAAACUGGAGUACAGCAUUAUCAGUGGAAAUAUUGGUGGACGCUUCAGAGUCAAUAACUUGGGGGUCCUGUUUACCUCAAAUGAUGCUAAAUUUGAUUACGAUAUUCAAAGAGCCUACACAAUGGUGGUGACUGUGGCCGACAAAGGCACCCCUCAGAGAUCGGAUACUGCUACCGUCAUCAUCAACAUCCUCGACGUCAACAACCGUGACCCUUAUGUUGACCCCUUCUUGCAGAAUUUUGAAGUCUAUGAUAAUGCGUUCCUUGGUUUCAAGGUGGGAACAAUUAAGGCCUAUGAUCCUGACGCGGACGCCAUCCUGCGGUUCCGCUUCAAUGACCCCAAACAAGCUAGCUCUGAAGAAGGCUUCCAGGUCACACCUGAUGUGUAUGACUUCAGGUACUUAUUCCGCAUCGACGAAAACAAUGGGGACAUUUAUGUCAACGGUUCAUUGGACAGUAAAAAAACAAACAUUGUCUCCUAUGGUGUGGUGGUCACUGAUGUUAAAGCCGUCCCUAAUCAGAAUGGCCCAGGCCAGGCCUACAUACGCAUCAAGCCUUUCAACACCCAGCCCCCUGUGUUUGAGCAGUUCCAGUCGCCCAUCUACAUUGACGAGGAGCAACCAAUCGGCAGUGUCAUCAUCAGUCUCAUUGCCCGCGAUAACAAUGGAAUUGAGCAGUAUCAGAUCAUUCAACAGCCGGAUGACUUCUUUGCAGCCAAUCCAAACACGGGCGCGGUCAGUGUGGUCAGUCGUGUGGACUUUGACGACGCCCGUAGGAUCAAUGGCUCGUUCUUCAUUGUCCGAGUGCUUGAUACUGGUGAGCCACAGCUGUCUGCCACGACGUCAGUAUCUGUGAUAUUCAGGAACAUCAAUGAUAACUUCCCUGAAUUUAUUAACAAGCAAACUCAAAAUCCAGUUAAUGUAUACUCUGCAGUGAUAGACGAGAACUCACCAAAUGGGACAUUAGUUGUUGAAACCUUCGCUAAAGACAGUGAUCGCCCAGACGCGAAUGGUUUCAAUGUUGUACGAUACUUCAUGUUCAACGAUGAUAGGUUUGACGUGGAUAGUUUGACCGGUCAAAUAUUUGUUCGACUUAUCAACAAUGCUGUCCUGGAUAGGGAACAGAAUCCCCGCAUUCUUACUCAGGUGAUCGCGGUUGACAACCCUGACAACAACCCUAACAACGCCCCAGGCAACCAGCGUCAGCGGGUCGCAACGGUGCAAGUUAUCUUGCGUGAUGUGAACGACAAUCCUCCGAGGUUCUCCAAGAGCGACUACUAUGUAAAAAUCUUUGAGACGAUUGGUGUUCAGACGGACAUUCUGCAGUUGUUUUCUACUGAUGCAGAUCUCCUUGACUUUGCCACGUCCUACUACACCAAGAUACCAAAUGCUGGAGAUGACUAUAGUGAUUUCUUUGAUGUCCGAAGAGAUAGUGGAAAAAUUUAUGUGAAGCGUGGUCUAGUCCGUAAUGUUGGUGUGUACAAGUUUUACGUUCAGGCCCAGGACAAUAAAGGUACUGGAUUCAGGACCAACGCAUCUGUCACUGUGGAUGUUCAGCCGUCUGCCAACUCGCCGCCCGUAUGGGUGAUACCACCAGUUGACAACAUGACAAUUUAUGUUCUUGAGGAACAAUAUGAUGGUAUGCUGAUUUAUGAUGUGUCUGCGAGAGACGAAGACACUGGCAAUAAUGGCAUUGUAGACUACAGUUUCAUGUACAAUGGUGUUCAAACCCAAGAAACACCUGAUUUCAAGAUCAAUCGAGUCACUGGAAUGAUAUCGGCCAACAGAACAUAUGACCGUGAGACACAACCCAGAUAUGUGCUGUUGUUGAAGGCCAGGGAUAGGGGAGAGACGCCGUUGGAGACGACCAGAUUCCUGACUGUGGUCAUCAAGGAUGUCAAUGACAACAGACCAACCUUUACCAAAUCCACGGAGCAAUUUACUGUGCAAGAGAACACCGAUGUAGGCUCCAGAUUUGGUCGAGUGACAGCCACAGACCCAGACCAAGCACCUGUCAUCCUUUACAAGAUUAUUGCUGGAAAUGAAGAUAACAAUUUUGAAAUCGAUGCAAGCACAGGUGAUUUGAUACUGGUCAACAGGCUGGAUCGCGAGAAGAAAAGUAUCUACUACCUCGAUGUUCAGGCAUACAAUGAAAAACCAGAAACAGACUACACUGUGAUUCGUUAUAGACGGGCCAUUGACAGAAGCAUUAUAACAGUGAAGAUUUCUGUCGGAGAUAUUAAUGACCUGGCACCAGUUUUCCUGGACGACAAAUAUUUUGGAUGUGUAUCAACAAGGUCAGCACUGGACGAGCACAUCUUCACUGCGAAGGCUAGAGAUCUUGAUGCUGUAGGGACGGGAAUAGUGCGCUAUAGCCUGGUUGGUUCAGGUCAUGUGCGACAGGUUGGUGAUAAGGUGAUCAAUGUUUUUGACAUCAACAAGAAGUUUGGAGUCGUCACGAACAAAGUGGUGAUGGGAAAUUUCGCUCAGCAAACAUUCCAGGUGACGAUAAAUGCACGUGAUGACGAGGAUGUCACAACUGCUGAAUCUGCCAACACCACUGGCUUGAUCUUUGUGACUGAACCUAGCAACGAGGUACAGCUGGUAUUGACACAGCCUACGUCUGAAGUUAGACUCUACAAAGAGCAGAUUCAAAACAUUUUAGCUGAGGCCAAUGAUGUGGACUAUGUGUGCAUCAACAAGAUACAGGACCAUGUGGUUAAUGAUCAAGGGGACGUAACUGCUCUCUGGACGGAUGUAUUUCUGUCUGGUAUACGCCACAACAAAGUUAUCAAUACUUACAAGCCCCUGAGUGGGGUAGAAUUCCUGAACAUCAUUCAGCGUGAGAAGAGCAACAGGAAAUCUGACUUUGACCUGCUUUACAUACGUGAAUCCAAGUUACGCAGCAGCUCCAACGAGGUCGAGCUGAGUGAUAACGCUGUGCUCGUCAUCAUGAUCAUCAUUGCUGUCCUUAUCUUCCUCGUCAUUGUCUUCUGCCUUAUUGCCUUCAUGUGCAUUCGAGCCAUGAAACGCGAAAAGAAAGCUCGCUUAUUGCACAAAACCUAUGCUACCCCCAGCGCCAAUAAUCGUCGCAGAACCGGUAGAGCCAGAGCCGAUUAUUUAUGACAAUCGAGCAUACAUCCAGGAGGAGCCACAGCCCCAAAAGACCUUCCAGACUGAACCAGUCCACGUUCAGUAUGCGGUUGUUCAGCGACGACCUGAGACCCAGGUCGUCACUCGCCGCAUGGAAUAUGUCCCUGACGAAGACCAGGAAGCCAUUGUUGUCGAGGUUGAUGAUGAUAAUCAGAGAAGACCUGAAGGACGCGAGUAUCGCAUUGUGACGGAGGUUGCAAAUUAGGAAUUGUUUCUAAGAAUAUGAUUGGUCAUGUGAACAUUGUGGAAUGUUUAUGCUUUGCUGAACAAAAGUGCACUAUAAAUGCCUAACAUUCCUUAAAUUGUUAUGAUGCAUGGAUAUAACAGAAUAUAGCCGUCUGAAAUACUUAUACCUUUAAAAUGCAGUUCAAGACAAAUACAAAAUUUCAAUCAAAUUUGAUUUUAUCAUGUAAUGUUAUGCAGAGAUUACAGUUGCCUAAUGUUAAGUUCUUGAGUGUUCAUUUAUAAUUUUGAGGAUGAAAAAAGCAGAAAAUGUCACAUACAAUCAAACAUACAUUCUGUUACCUCAACAUAACCAAUUCAAGAAUAUUUUGGCUCAUUAAUUUCAAUGUUUUGUCAAUAUUUUUGUAAUGAAGUGCUUUUCCAUUGUUGUCAGACAUCUGUUGGUUUAUUUUAUGUGUAUUUGUUAAAACUAUAAUAACAGCCUCGGGUUGCCAUGCAGCUAUAGUCAUGAAUGGGACAAACAUCUAGAUUCUAUGUACAGUGCAUUUUGUAUUAAUGAGCCCCUCUGUGGAAAAACUAUGUUUAAUUCAUGUGCGCACAGUAUCGUCCCAUAUAACCCGCACUGGCUAACCAGGUAUGACACUUUCUGUGAAGACUGGAUGUUUGCUUAGAAGAGACUUAGUUUACACAAAAAAUUUAAAUGGAAAAUGUUGUCUCUUAUUAGAGCCUGUUUUCCCAUAUCAAGGCUCAAGUAGAAUUAUGUUUUGUUACUUUGAAAAUGGUGGCAAUAUGCAUUUAACCCUUUGCAUGCUGGGAAAUUUGUUGUCUGCUGAAUUUCUAAAAUUAGCAUUUUCUUAGAUUUUUUUUCAAAAAAUACUAUCAGAAUAGCAAACAGUUUGGAUCCUGAUGAGACGCCACGUUCUGUGGCGUCUCAUCUGGAUCCAAACUGUUUGCAAAGGCCUUCAGUUCGGUUCCAGCACUGGAAGGGUUAACCUAAUGCUGCUUUUCACUUGCUAUUAUAUAUGUUUAAGAAUGAUUUCUAUUUGCAUUAGUAACAUGUUAGUGAUGAUGUAUUCCUAUUUAUCAUGAAACUAGAAUCUCCUUGUCUGGUGUUGAGGUGUUUUCUGUUGUUCAUUUACACCUUUUCAGAACCUAAAUAGUUUUGGUAUAAUUUUUUGUAGCAUUCAUUUGCAAUUUAUUUGGAUGGUUUAUUUUUUCAAAGAAAUAUUAUAUUAUGAAUUUAUCAACAAUAGUUAGGAGCAAAUCGCGUUUGGAUUUGCUGUAAUUUACUUUCCAGCCAUUUCUUUCCCUAAAAAGAGGUUCAAUCACCAUCUUUUGCAAUGUUAUUUCCUCGUGGUAGAGUUUGCACAUGUAAAUGUUUAUAUACUUGUAGCGUAACAAUGUGCUUGUAUGUACCAUUACACACUUUUAUUUACUAUAUGACAUUCCAUAUUGAAAGUGUUAGACAUAUUUUUGACAAUAAAUUUUAUACAAAAAUA